UUUAUUAGAAUUUCUUGUCGAUUUUAUCACAAUGAAGUUUCUUACUUUAUUGCUACUUUGCUGUGUCGCAAAGGACAUAAAUAGUGCCACUACCAUCGGUCAGUUUUCCAAAGAUGUACAGGCCCGAAUAAACUUUAAGAUGACUCAACACACUAAACAAGUGUCUGCAGCCUCAGGAGGAUCUAAGAGCGUCAAAGUUCCAACUGCACCCAAAGUACCAACGCCUUCCAAUCCGGAUCUAGUAAUUAACAAACCACCGGAGAUACCACUAGCCAAACCAAAAUGUGAUUUGAAGGGAUUAAUUGCAUUGUUGAAAGCGCUGUUCGGUAUUUUUGAAGGUUUGUGUUCGAGUCUUAAAAAAGAUAGUGGGCCAAUUAAAGAACAAUGUAGUGCAGCCAAAGCAAAAGUUACUGUUGAAUUCAAUGUGGUCUUCGAAGUGACAGAACAAAUUUCUUAUGACUUUCCAACAUGUUCUGAUGUUGUUAAUCCGGCAAUUAAAGGACUAUCAUCAGCUUUUGGGAAAGUCUUUGAUGCUGUAGGUAAAGCAAGCGGAAGUUGCGGCUCUGCAACUAACGGCACCAGCACUGAAACUGAAGCCGCGACAAACGGAACAGACACGUCGUCGUCUAGCGGAUCCGCAACUAACGGAACCGAUACUUCAUCAGGUGGACCUGCAACUAACGCAACGGACACUUCAGCUGAUGGAUCCACAACUAACGGAACCGAUACUUCGUCUAGUGAACCUGCAACUAACGGAACAGACACUUCAGCUGAUGGAUCUGCGGCUGACGGUACGGACCCAGCAACUGGCGACUCUGCAGCUAGCGGAAAAGAGGUUGACAUGUCUAUAAAAAGUUUAAUAAUGGCUCUUCAAAAUGUGUUCCAAUCGAUGAAUUCAGUUACAGGAUCUGCAAAGCCGGCUGCCGGAAGUAGUGCAGCUGACGCUGUUUCUGCUUCCGAAGCUUUCCUGAGCCAGAUUCUACAAAUGGUGAAAUCUCUACUCGGUAUGGUGACAUCCGUUUCAACUGAAGCAUCGUUGGAAGAGAGUGAAAUAACCAAAGAUUUGUCUACCGCAAUUGAUGCGACAAUUGAGAAAGUUAAUGGUGGUAGUAAAAUACUCGGAAGUGUGUGUAUUGAAUUUUCUGCAAGCUUAACGAUCAUAUUUAAAUCCGUGAGCUCAGUCGAUUUAGAAACAACCACUAAGGAAUGCGAAAAAACGAAGUCAGACAUUACGUCAGAUCUUGAUCCAGAAGCAAUUGAGAAUGGAACGGCGACGGAGGUAGUAAGUAAAGCAUCUGAAAAUGUUUCAAGUCUCUUCGACACCAUCGGAAAGAAUUGUGCAGUACUGAAAGCUGAUGUACCAGCUAUGGGUGGUAAAGUUGAUUCCUCUCUGACCAGUGUUAGUAAGGCAAUAAGUAUUAUUUUCAAACUGUUACUAACGUCUGCUAAAGAAUCUGAAACCUCAAGCGGUGGGUGUGCAACUAACGGAACAGACACUUCAGGCGGUGGAUCUGCAACUAACGGAACAGACACUUCAAGUGGUGGAUCUGCAACCAACGGAACAGACACUUCAGGUGGUGGAUCUGCAACAAACGGAACAGACACUUCAGGCGGUGGAUCUGCAACUAACGGAACAGACACUUCAAGUGGUGGAUCUGCAACCAACGGAACAGACACUUCAGGUGGUGGAUCUGCAACAACCGGAACAGGCACUUCAAGCGGCGGAUCUGCAACGAACGGAACAGACACGUCAAGUGGCGGAUCUGCAAAUAACGGAACAAGCACUGCUUCUCAGUUUUCAAUCCAGAUUGAUUUGGCUGUCUGUACUCUCAUAGAAUAUUUAGUUGAUCUUUGGGCAGUUUUUACAAUUGUGAUAAAUUCAUUGUCAUCAGACACCUCAGUAGCUGCAACAACCGCUAUUUCUUUUCUCCAAUCAAUCGCCACAACAAUUGCUUUUGUAUGUUUCCAAGUAAUAUCCUCUCUUUCAAUUAUUUUCGAAAAGUUCAACGAGUCCUGCUCAGACAAACUAGUUGUUACUGUUACAGCAAUCGGAGAAAUUGAUUUAGAGAAUGACGAUUUUGAAACCAUAGGAGAAGAUUUAACUCAACUAUUAGAAUCUACUAGCGGAUCUGCAACUAACGGAACAGACACUUCAUCUAGCGAAACCGACACUUCAUCUAGCGAAACCGACACUUCAUCUAGCGAAACAGACACUUCAUCUGGCGAAUCUACUACUGACGGAACUAGUCCUGCAACUAACGGGACUACCACCUAAAAUGCCAAAUCGACAACUGCAGUUCAAUAGAAACAAAAUGUUAGGAAUCAAGCAAAAAAGUCGACUUUAACUAAAUUAUCUGAUUUGACAGUGAUUUGAGAAACUGAACCUGAAUUCUUAAAGCCAGUCAGGUCAGGUUUCAGGCUAAGGCUGACCUGAAAUUUUCAAAAAUUCUCAAGCAAUUUAUCAAUUCAGUUGCAGGUCAAAUCAGAUCUCAGGUUGACAUGACCUGUUGUUUAGAGCCUUAUAAUCGAUCCUGUUUACAUUUCAAAAAUAAAUCUGAAUUUGUUGUGCAUUCAUCCUAAUUAAAAAAAACUAUCUUUCA
This is a messenger RNA of Bradysia coprophila, 2600 nucleotides long. RefSeq lists its product as uncharacterized. The record is from RefSeq and is a predicted model, not a curated record. Lineage: Eukaryota; Metazoa; Arthropoda; Insecta; Diptera; Sciaridae.